Messenger RNA from Amphibalanus amphitrite, 2790 nucleotides. Its product is annotated as triple functional domain protein-like. The record is from RefSeq and is a predicted model, not a curated record. The annotation marks the transcript as partial. The transcript has 7 exons. Gene Ontology annotation, cellular component: cytoplasm. Gene Ontology annotation, molecular function: guanyl-nucleotide exchange factor activity. Gene Ontology annotation, biological process: cytoskeleton organization; filopodium assembly. Lineage: Eukaryota; Metazoa; Arthropoda; Thecostraca; Balanomorpha; Balanidae.
CACGGACGAUUAGCGUGACCUCCGGUGACCUCUGGUGACCUCUGUGAUGACGCAGCAGGGCGGCGGCCGGACCGGCUGGGCGAGAACGGACCCCGUCCGUGUUGGGGUCAGUCUGCCAGCGCGGGCGGUGGGCGGGGUCAACAAUAUGCCCUCCCGACCGGUCGGCUCCAGCCUGCCGGCCCCGGUGCGGGUCAGACAGGCGCCCGCCCCCGCCCCCGCCCCCGCCGAACCCGAGGACGAGCUAGACCAGCUGCGGCGCGAGUUUCGGCGCCGAAUCGGCAGCGACUCGGACGACGAGUUCGAGGCGUUUGUCAGCAAGACCCAGCAGCGCUUCCAGCAGAUGUUCGCAGACAGCGAAAUGCAGGGAAUGAAGAGCCUCCAAGGUCUGCAAGGGAUGCGGCUGGGCCGAGACGAUCCGUUCAGAGAGAUGGGUGCUAAAAACGGCGGCUCGCCAUUAGCAUCGAGUAAGGCGCGGCUGGCGGGGGCCAAGGACCUCCAACCGGCGCCGGCGCCGCUCAAGGACUCUGUCUCCCCGCGCCGCAUCGGCGGACCCUCGCUGUUCGACAAGCAGAGUUCGCUGCUGGACGGCCGCAGUUCUCUGCUGAACGGCUCGUCGCUUCUUGACGGAAAAUCCCUGCUGGAUGGAAGGUCCAUGCUGGAUGGUUCGUCUCUGCUGGGCAGCAGGUCACUGCUGUCCAGCCGUCUGGGAAGGUCGGAGGACAGCCCGGGUCUGAGUGACGCUCUGGUGACCCGCUCCGGCGGCGGUCCGCUCUCGAUGCCGUCCCGUCUGCCGUCGGGCGUGCAGCAGACGUUCCAGUCGUCCUCCACGAGCACGACGGUGACCUCGAGCGGUGGCUGGGGUCAGCCGAGCGUGACCCGGGUCACUCGACAGCAGCAGCAGGAGCACACGCACAGCGACGGCUCGGAAGUCCGCCAGCAGCGCGCGCACAAGACCGAGGCUGCGACUGUGACCCAGCGCGGAGGUCGUACACAUGUGGAUGCCCAGCGACAGGAGCUCUCGCACGACCGGGCCGUUCACAUGAGGCCCGACGGCGCGGCGCACGUUACAGAAGAGGUGGCCGCAUCCGGAGGCUCCCGGCGUGGCGUGUACGAGGCCAGCGACAACGGACCGCGCCAGGUCUCGCUGAGCGGGAACGACUACAACGUGCGCGCCCAGCUGGGCGUGCGUCAGGCUCUAGGCGGCGGCGGAGGCGACGGUCAGAUGAUGCCGCUGGAGGGGGUCAGCGGGCCGCUCUGGAGGUUCUUCGACGCCGGCCCGCUGAUCCAGCCGCCGGGGAUGCGGCUGAAAUACAAGAUCAACGUGCAGGCGUCUCAGAGCUCCUUCACUUGCCUCGACGGCGAGCUGCCAAAGAUCACGGGAAACCAGAUCGCCUUCGAGGACUCCUACGGCUCCGAGUCUGAGUCGGACGACGACGAUGACUUCACGCCGGCGCUGGCCGGCGGCUCGCGGUCGGGUCAGCUGGGCUGGACCGGCCGGCCGGCGCUGGGCGGCUCACCUCGCACCGCUCAGCGUCAGCUCGGCUGGUCCAACAAACCAGCGCUGCCGUGGCGGCCUCCCAGCCGGGCCGGCUCGGCGGAGCCCCCUCCGCGGCUGGAGAUCACUGAGGUCCCCGCGGAGCCGGCCUCCGAGCGGCCCCUGCGGCGCCACCGGCCGCUCUGUCGCCUCCGGCCGUCCGGGUCACCGCCAGGGGCGGAUCCAGGCUCGGCUCCGGGGGCGGCGCCGGCGGCAGCCCUGCCGUGGCGGUCGGCCGCGCGGCCGCCGUCACUGGCGCCCUCAGAAGCGCCCUCAGUGGAGUCUGAGAGUGACCUGGAACAGAGCGAGGUGGACUUUGAGCAGGUGGAGCGGCAGCGGCGCGAGCGGCUCAGAAAGAUCGCCACCGAGCUGCUCACCACGGAGAGGAAAUAUGUUCAGGAGCUGCACCUCAUCGACCAGAUCUUCCGGCGUCGGGUGGAGGAGGAGAACCGCAGGCAGCACCUGUUCAACAACGACGUCACCACUCAGAUGUUCCUCAACAUCCAGUCGAUCCACCAGUUCCACCGGGAUCACCUCCUGCAGGAGCUGGAGGCCCGGCUCAAGGACUGGGACAACAACCCCAGAAUAGGUGACAUUAUGAAGAGGUCGGCGCCGUUCCUGAAGAUGUACACCGAGUACGUCAGCGGCUACAGCAACGCCAUGAACCUCAUCAACACCUACCAGCAGAAGUGCCCGCAGUUUGCCGCCAUCAUGGAUCGAAUUCAUGAGAUGGACGAGUGCGUGAACCUGCCGCUGCAGCACCACGUCAUCGUGCCGGUGCAGAGGGUGCCGCGCUACGAGCUGCUGCUCAAAGACUAUCUGCAGAAGCUGUCUGCCGACUCACCCGACAGGGCCGACGCUGAGCAGGCACUGGAGCUGGUCACCCAGGCUGCGAGGCACAGCAACGAUACGAUGAAGCGGGUCGACAAGUUCAAGCAGCUGCUGGAGAUCCAGGAGAACAUCAGCGGCGGGCCUGACCUCGUGUCGCCAACCCGCGAGCUCCUGAAGGAGGGCAAAAUCUGCAAGAUCUCUGCACGAAGCGGCGACCAUCAGGAGCGCUACCUCUUCCUGUUUUCGGACCUGCUUCUGCUCUGCUCCGCGCGGCUCAUCAACAAGCGCAUCAUUUCGGGACCGGCGUUCCGGCUGCGGGCCAAGUUCAGCGUCGAGGGUCUGCAGGUGCUCGAGGGGGACAACCUGGAGACGCUCAACACGUUCUACAUCAGCGGCAGCAACAAGAACGUCGAGCUCUACACACA